Messenger RNA from Betta splendens (Siamese fighting fish), 520 nucleotides. RefSeq names its product hemoglobin embryonic subunit alpha-like. Gene Ontology annotation, cellular component: haptoglobin-hemoglobin complex; hemoglobin complex; blood microparticle. The transcript is spliced from 3 exons. Gene Ontology annotation, molecular function: oxygen binding; peroxidase activity; organic acid binding. The coding region runs from base 14 to 448 and encodes 144 amino acids. Lineage: Eukaryota; Metazoa; Chordata; Actinopteri; Anabantiformes; Osphronemidae. Gene Ontology annotation, biological process: hydrogen peroxide catabolic process; oxygen transport. The record is from RefSeq and is a predicted model, not a curated record.
UCUCAAAGCCAAGAUGACCAGUCUCAACGCCAAGGACAAGAACGCCGUCAAGGCCUUCUGGGCUAAAGUUCCCGGCAAUGAGGAGAAAAUCGGCGCAGAUGCUCUGUCCAGGAUGCUGGCGGUGUACCCGCAGACCAAGACCUACUUCUCCCACUGGAAGGACCUGAGCCCCGGCUCUCCCCAAGUGAGGAAGCACGGAAAGACCAUCGUCUGUGGAGUGGGCGAGGCUGUGGGUAAAAUCGACAACCUGACCGCAGGUCUGCUGAACCUCAGCGAGCUGCACGCCUUCACCCUGAGAGUGGACCCCGCCAACUUCAAGAUUCUGUCCCACAACCUUCUGGUGGUUUUGGCCAUCGCCUUUCCCACUGAAUUCACCCCCGAAGCCCACGUUGCUCUGGACAAGUUCCUGGCUUCUCUGGCUGGAGCCCUGUCUGAGAAAUACAGAUAAAUUACAGCGGAAGAAGAAAACUGAAUUUUCAGCUUUCUCUGCUUAAUGAUCAAUAAAUCCCUGGCAAAAACA